AUGGACAUACCUGUACCAGGUUUUGUCCCAACUGCAUCUACCUGUUGGCCACACGAGGAACGUCCACAUCAAUUCCCUGUUCCCCCUGGGUUGCAAGGUUCCCAAUCGUCAAAACCUUCUACCACUACUGGUUAUUGUCAUCCGCACUCGGGAUAUGUCUUUGGUGUUGGCAAGAACCUGUUUGACAGGCUGCAAGACGAUCAGUAUAAUUAUCGGCGAGAAAUAAAUACGUAUUACCCUUUCCAUGAUGAAGGAGAAUGGGAGUUGGCGAAGUUCUUGGUUGAAAACUUAACUCAAGCUCAGAUUGACAAGUUUUUAAAGUUAAAAUGGUUUCACACUCGCGCAAAACCAUCCUUCACCUCCAAGGAGCAACUUCUAGAUUGGACCGAUGCACUACCCUCCUUUGUUCCAUGGAAAGUUUCGAACCUAGAGUUUACGGGCUACAAGACGACUUAUCCCGUGCAACUUAUUUGGCGCGAUGCUCUAGAGGUUGUCAAACAACUUUUCAGCGAUCCGGUUUUCGCCAAUCACAUUACCUUCCAGCCACACGUAGUCAAUACAGGAAGUCAACGUGAGUAUGGAGAUUAUAUGAGUGCCAAUAUGACAUGGAAAAUCCAGGACUAUCUGCCAGUAGGUGCUACGCAAGUACCUAUCAUCCUGGGAUCCGAUAAGACUCCUGUCACGCGGAUUACUGGAGGGCUCGAGAUGCACCCACUUUUCAUCACCAUCGGUAACAUUGAUUCAGAGGUUCGCUCCAAGGCCACCCUGCGAGCUUGGCGCUGUAUCGCCUACAUGCCUGUUAGCAAGUUUCGUGUGCAUUCCGACUAUCAGACCAUUCUUCAGGCGCGGCUAUGGCAUAAGUGCGUUGAUCUUGUCUGCGCCAACCUGAAGGUUGCAGCGAGUGAUGGCUGUUUUAUGCCUGAUCCUUCCCGACAUAUUCGAUAUGUCUUUACACCACUCAUCGCCCAUGUAUGUGACCUUCCCGAGGCCUCCAUGAUCGCUGCAGUCAGCAAGAAUGUCUCUCCAAUCACUAUGGCGACACAAGACAAAUUCGGUGACGGAAUUCUCUAUCCUCCUCGCACUGGGAAGCACACACUACAACUUAUACACGAGAUCGCCAAAGAGAUUGAUCCUUGGGAUCUCGACAAAUUUCAGAAGGCAGCAAAAGCUGCCCAUCUGUCUGGGGUCCACAUGCCAUAUUGGCUUGAUUGGUCGUUUUCGUGUCCAUCCGUCUUUCUCCCUGGCGAAGUUUUACAUACCCUUCAUAAGUUUUUUGCAGAUCAUCCACUCAAAUGGAUCAAGGAGAUAGUAGGAAAAACCAAGCUCGACACCCGCUUCAUCACUCAGCACAAACGGGUAGGGACACACCACUUUACUAAAGGCAUUACGCACGUCAACCAAAUGACUGGGCAUGAGCAUCGUGAUAUUCAACGCACCAUUGUUGCUUCAAUCUCAGGUGCUGCUCCACCUAGAUUCGUUCGCGCAAUCCGCGCUCUCAUAGACUUUUUCUAUUAUGCUCAAAAUUCAGUCCAUUCUCCCGAAUCCUUACAGUCGAUGGUGCAGGCACUCUCCGAUUUUCAUGCAUUCAAGGAUGCUAUCGUCGAGGCCGAGGCGAGGAGGGGGAAGAAGGGCGCCAAAGAAGACUUUUUCAUCCCCAAGCUCGAGUCACUCCAAAGCUUCAGAGGCACGAUUGAGAGACUGGGUACUUUGAUGCAGUUUUCAGCCGACAUGACGGAGCGCUUGCUCAUCACUCACUGCAAGGAUCUCUUUGCCCGAACAAGUCGACGAGUGAAUGAUUUCACGGAGCAGUGCGUACAGAUUCUCAAUCGGCAGGAGUCAAUGGAAUUGUUCAACCUGUACGCACUAAUCACUUCCCAUGGCGCAUCGCUCGUCAACGCCAUAAACCUUGAAGAUGAGGAAGUGACAACCGUCAACCCAGCACUCUCCUGGAUUUCUCGUAUACUCCCUGAUGAAGCAUAUUCUGUCCAUGGACCUCGACGAGUCCGUAAUCAUUUUCACAAGGGCAUUCUUUCUGGAGACGCUCUCACUGCCUUCCAUUUAACUUCAACACCAGAUCUCAAGUCCCUGUCGCCCGUCGAUAUUCUCACCAAAUAUGCACUCAUUGAUUUUGAUCACGCAGUCUCCCAGUUCAUCCAGUGUUCUUCCCUCUCCAGUGGCAAGAAUACUCGCUGGGACCACAGACAUGGACGCUUUUACGCAUGGAACAAAUUUCGAUUGCAACUUCACUCUGCCUUCCAACCUCGAGUGAUCAUGCCAAGCAGAGUGAUCCAAUCAUACCCUCCCAGCGACCUAUUUCCCCUCGGGAACUGUGAUACCGUCCUUGUCGAUUUUACGAGUGAUGAUGGCCAAAUUACAAGUCACGUCGCCCAAGUUCUAGUGGUGCCGAAGUCCGGUUCGGUUCGGUUCUUAGGCCUCUAA
Messenger RNA from Suillus fuscotomentosus, 2439 nucleotides. RefSeq lists its product as uncharacterized. The transcript has 5 exons. Lineage: Eukaryota; Fungi; Basidiomycota; Agaricomycetes; Boletales; Suillaceae. Bases 1 to 2439 code for a protein of 812 amino acids. The record is from RefSeq and is a predicted model, not a curated record.